GUUAAGGGUGAGAUAUUAUUAAAAAAAAAUGUUUAUGGAUAUGGAUGACAAACCUAAAAGGUGUCAAUCUAAUUUACCCUAUAUUAGUUUUUGCAUAGCAUAUGUACUCGAGAGAAGAGAAACGCUGAAAGGGCUCAUUUUCUGACGAGGUUCGAUUCUAGUGAGAGAAAGAGAGAUGUCAAAGACGCUGGUGCAGCCGAUAGGGCAAAAGAGACUGACGAACGUCGCUGUUGUUCGGCUGAAGAAGAAAGGGAUUCGAUUCGAGAUUGCCUGCUACAAGAACAAGGUCCUCUCUUGGCGCUCUGGCAUAGAGAAAGAUUUGGACGAAGUGUUGCAAUCGCAUACUGUAUAUUCAAAUGUUUCAAAAGGAGUUCUUGCCAAGUCCAAAGAUUUAGCAUCAGCUUUUGAGACCGAUGACCAUACAAAAAUAUGUUUGGAGAUUUUGGAGAAAGGAGAGCUACAAGUUGCUGGGAAGGAGAGGGAAUCACAGUUAUCAAGUCAGUUUAGGGAUAUUGCAACUAUAGUUAUGCAGAAGACCAUCAACCCAGAAACUCAACGCCCUUAUACUAUUAGCAUGAUUGAGCGUCUAAUGCAUGAAAUUCACUUUGCAGUUGAUCCACAUAACAGCUCAAAGAAACAGGCGCUAGAAGUCAUUCGUGAACUUCAGAAGCACUUCCCGAUAAAACGGUCUCCUAUGAGACUGCGGCUGGAUGUACCUGAACAGAAUUGCCCUUCUCUCUUGGAGAAACUCAAUACCUGGAAUACUAGCAUUGUUUCAAAAGAUGAAUCUGGAACUCAGCUGUCUGUUAUCUGCGAAAUAGAGCCUGGCUAUUUCCGGGACUGUGAUGCCCUGGUGAGGAAUCUGCAGGGUAGGCUGGAAAUUCUUGCGGUAUCUGUGCAUGUGGAAGGUGAUACUCAAGUGGAUCAGUAUGAUGAUCAUGAGGACAUGCCAUCAAGCGGGCCUAAAGAAGCUACAGAUUCUUUGCUCCAACUGAGCGAGAAAAUGCAGAAGCAAAAUAUUUCUACAAAAGACGGGAGCAGCGAAGGAGAGGUAAAGCAAAACAAAUGCAGCACAUGUAAUGCAGUUGUAGGGGAUACCAAGCAGUACAGGGAGCACUUUAAGAGUGAAUGGCACAAGCACAACCUAAAACGCAAGACUAGACAACUUCCUCCCCUGACUGCAGAAGAAUGCAUGGCUGACAUGGAAAUUGGUGAUUCAAAAGCAGAUUUGAAAGAUUAUUCAUUUUGAGGUGGGCUAAGAUUUUGUACUUGCAGUAGUUGGUAGACGUAAACAUGCAGAUUUAUACAAGAUCAUCAACAAUUUAAUGUGUUACGGUGAAACUAGCUGGUAAAGUUUAGCAUGAGUAAGGGAUAUAUUAGAGGAAUUGAAAAACUUUUUGGAGAUUUGCCUGCUAGGAGGGUUUGUGUAUUGGUAAAGUAAACGCAACGCGCAAGUACAGAAUAUACUGUUUUUGUGGUGUUGUGAGUGGCAAACUGAAUGGAAGCAAGAUUAUGAUUUGUAUUUCUGUUA
Molecule: messenger RNA, 1531 nt
Organism: Cornus florida
Lineage: Eukaryota; Viridiplantae; Streptophyta; Magnoliopsida; Cornales; Cornaceae
Exons: 5
Coding region: 176-1249 (357 amino acids)
Biological process (GO): cytosolic ribosome assembly; ribosome biogenesis
Molecular function (GO): zinc ion binding; nucleic acid binding
Source: RefSeq, a predicted model, not a curated record